AUGGUUUUUCUCGGCGGUCGCCCCGUCCUGGCUGAAUCCCCUCUUUUUUUUUUUUUCCUCCCAAAAAAUCCUGCAGAACAAUUCGUUGAGAAAUCCUCUUGCGCCCAGCCUCUGAGUGACUUAUCCAGCCUGGAUCCUCACGGGGAUUUUAACACCAGCCCUUCCUCCCUGUGCACCGAACCCCUCAUCCCCACCACCCCCAUCAUCCCCAGCGAGGAGAUGGCCAAAAUCUCCUGCAGCCUGGAGACCAAAGAGCUCUGGGACAAGUUUCACGAACUUGGUACCGAGAUGAUCAUCACCAAAUCCGGGAGGAGAAUGUUUCCUACGAUCAGGGUUUCCUUCUCCGGAGUGGAUCCUGAAGCCAAGUACAUUGUGUUAAUGGAUAUAGUUCCUGUGGACAAUAAAAGAUAUAGAUAUGCCUACCACAGGUCUUCCUGGUUAGUGGCUGGAAAAGCUGACCCUCCACUCCCUGCAAGGUUGUACGUGCACCCUGACUCCCCGUUCACAGGAGAGCAACUGCUGAAGCAGAUGGUGUCCUUCGAAAAAGUCAAACUCACCAACAACGAGCUGGAUCAGCACGGCCACAUCAUUUUGAACUCUAUGCACAAGUACCAGCCAAGGGUCCACAUUAUUAAGAAGAAGGAUCACACAGCUUCUUUGCUAAAUCUGAAAUCGGACGAGUUCAGGACAUUUAUUUUUCCAGAGACAGUUUUUACAGCUGUUACCGCCUACCAGAAUCAAUUGAUAACCAAGUUGAAAAUUGACAGCAACCCUUUUGCUAAAGGAUUCCGGGACUCUUCCAGACUCACUGAUAUCGAGAGAGAAAGCGUGGAGAGCCUUAUCCAAAAGCAUUCCUAUGCCCGAUCCCCCAUUCGAACCUAUGGAGGAGAAGAUGAUCUUGGAGAUGACAGCCAGGCAACACAAAGUAGAGGGUCAGCCUUUACAACGUCUGAUAACCUGUCCCUCAGUUCCUGGGUAUCCUCCUCAACCAGUUUUCCUGGAUUUCAGCAUCCCCAGUCUUUGAGUGCCCUGGGUACCAGCACUGCGUCCAUAGCUACACCCAUUCCUCAUCCAAUCCAAGGAUCCCUGCCUCCGUACAGCCGCCUGGGAAUGCCUCUUACACCCUCUGCUAUAGCCAGCUCCAUGCAAGGUAGUGGCCCCACUUUCCCUUCCUUCCACAUGCCUAGGUACCACCAUUAUUUUCAGCAGGGUCCUUACGCAGCUAUCCAGGGACUGCGUCACUCCUCCGCAGUGAUGACGCCAUUUGUAUGA
Molecule: messenger RNA, 1272 nt
Organism: Charadrius vociferus (killdeer)
Lineage: Eukaryota; Metazoa; Chordata; Aves; Charadriiformes; Charadriidae
Gene: TBX20
Product: T-box 20
Exons: 7
Coding region: 1-1272 (423 amino acids)
Biological process (GO): cell fate specification; positive regulation of DNA-templated transcription; vasculogenesis
Cellular component (GO): nucleus
Molecular function (GO): RNA polymerase II cis-regulatory region sequence-specific DNA binding; DNA-binding transcription factor activity, RNA polymerase II-specific
Source: RefSeq, a predicted model, not a curated record